CAAACACUGAACCCUAAUUUCAGAGACGACCCUGCAGUUGCACUGCACCACCUUAAUCCCGUUUCUGGCAAACCCUACAACGGUGACGGGGGCGAUUCGAGCAUUUUCUCUCUUUCUGCAGUGGUAAUGGCUUUGCCUGCUCAGUGUUAAUGCGCUUGAGGCUGAGGAUGGGGCAGAGAGUCUUUGAACCUGAAAAUAGCUUAUUUCGUUGAGGACAAUCUUUAUCUGAGGCUGUGUCAGGUCCUUGAACUUCCUUUCCACCAUGGCCAACAAAUCUAAAGAAGAGCCCAAGACUGCUCCUGAGUCUGAUCGGUGGUACAAUCUCACCCUAGGGCCUUCCUUCAAAGAUGAAUCCUCUAACAAAUACUGCACUCUACGAUAUGAAUUUAAGCCAGCUUCAGUUGAUAAGACUAAGUCAGGAUUGCUACGCAAGACCAAAGAGAAUAGAGUUUCUCUGGAAUUUCAGAACAACCAAUUAGGAAAACCCAAGGUCACAUUUGAGGGUAAUAGUGAGGAAUACAAGGAAAAUGACGCUGUAUUGUUCUUUGAUGGGGAGACACUUCGACUGGAGCGGCUUCAUAGGGCUGUAAAGCAACUGCGGCACCUUCGAAUGCCUGGUGAAUCUGCAGCUGUGGUUGCUCCAUCUGGACCAGCUUUGGAUCCUCGGUCAUCCCCUAUUGGGAAGUGCAUAAAACCAGCACCUUCUGGUAGGAGCUCAUUUCAGGCUGUCCCAGUAAGGAUGCUGCAGGAGCCUCUGGUGGCAAGUGGCCAUAUCUGGAUUAUGCAUGAAAUAUGGCAUUUCUUUGAGUUUAUGCAUGCCUUUUGUAGUUGACAUGUAUAGGAUUUUAUUUUGAAAGCCCAUGGUCAUUUGUAUAUCUUGAUUCAUUGGAUGAACUUAGCCUAUGCUCAUGCCUUUGGUUACACCUUUUGUUGAUGGGAGCCAAGGGAAUGAUCAUAGUGUUUUGUAAGCUAAGUUCUAUGAUUUGUAAAGGAUAUGUAAUGUAAAUGAUGCCUACUUGAAAUUC
Molecule: messenger RNA, 1025 nt
Organism: Gastrolobium bilobum
Lineage: Eukaryota; Viridiplantae; Streptophyta; Magnoliopsida; Fabales; Fabaceae
Exons: 5
Coding region: 263-832 (189 amino acids)
Biological process (GO): regulation of transcription elongation by RNA polymerase II; positive regulation of DNA-templated transcription
Cellular component (GO): super elongation complex
Molecular function (GO): transcription elongation factor activity
Source: RefSeq, a predicted model, not a curated record